Phalacrocorax carbo (great cormorant) is the source of this 3676-nucleotide messenger RNA. NCBI's taxonomy places the organism in Eukaryota, Metazoa, Chordata, Aves, Suliformes, Phalacrocoracidae. The record is from RefSeq and is a predicted model, not a curated record.
ACGAGAGCCGCGCCAUGAGGCUGCUGCGCGCCCUGCUGCGCGGCGCCUCGCCGGGCAGCAUCCCGCAGCAGGUGGACUUCUACUCGCGCUUCUCCCCCUCGCCGCUCUCCAUGAAGCAGUUCCUGGACUUCGGAUCUGAAAAUGCUUGUGAAAAGACUUCAUUUAUGUUUCUGCGACAAGAAUUGCCUGUGAGAUUGGCAAACAUAAUGAAGGAAAUAAGCCUGCUUCCAGACAACCUCCUAAGAACACCUUCAGUUCAGCUGGUGCAGAGCUGGUAUGUCCAAAGUCUUCAGGAGAUCCUUGACUUUAAGGACAAAAGCUCAGAAGAUUCAGGGGCUAUUCAUAGUUUUACAGAUACUGUGAUAAAAAUCCGGAAUCGACACAAUGAUGUAAUUCCUACGAUGGCUCAAGGAGUAACAGAAUACAAGGAAAGCUUUGGCAUUGAUCCAGUGACCUCACAGAAUGUGCAGUAUUUUUUAGACCGUUUCUACAUGAGUCGCAUUUCAAUUAGAAUGCUCCUUAAUCAACACUCUUUACUGUUUGGUGGGAAAAUUAAUCCAGCUCAUCCAAAACACAUUGGAAGCAUUGAUCCUAGCUGCAAUGUUGUUGAAGUUAUUAGAGAUGGCUAUGAAAGUGCCAAGAGCCUUUGUGAUUUAUAUUACAUGAGCUCUCCAGAGCUCAUCCUGGAAGAGUUGAAUGCUAAAUCGCCAGGACAGCCCAUGCAAGUGGUGUAUGUCCCAUCACAUCUCUAUCACAUGGUUUUCGAACUUUUCAAGAAUGCAAUGAGAGCCACCAUGGAACAUAAUGCUGAUCGAUGCAUUUAUCCUCCAAUUCAUGUACACGUCACACUGGGAAAUGAGGAUUUAACUGUGAAGAUGAGUGAUCGUGGUGGAGGUGUUCCUAUGAGGAAAAUUGACAGACUAUUCAACUACAUGUAUUCAACAGCACCACGUCCACGUGUUGAGACGUCACGAGCUACACCUUUGGCUGGAUUUGGUUAUGGCUUACCCAUAUCACGUCUGUAUGCACAGUACUUCCAAGGAGACCUGAAACUAUAUUCCUUAGAAGGUUAUGGUACAGAUGCAGUUAUUUACAUAAAGGCCUUAUCAACAGAAUCAAUUGAAAGACUCCCUGUAUAUAACAAAGCAGCCUGGAAACAUUAUAAAGGAAACCACGAAGCAGAUGACUGGUGCGUGCCAAGCAGUGAGCCAAAGGACAUGACCACUUUUCGCAGUAUAUAGGUUUUUCCUCAACAGUUCAUAAGAAGUAGGUAUGUCUGCAAAGGGAAUUUAAAAGACCCGAUUUACACCAAGAUGCUGAGCCACAUUUGAUAUGUGAAAGUAGUUUUAAGUGGCAUAACAGUGGUUUAAUGUAAUUACUUUUUUCUGGAAGUAAAAAUCAAAACCCAGAACCAAACAAGAAAACCCCCAAACCUGUACAUACUUCAAAUUUUAAGUGAGAAGGUCACACUUAAUUUGUUCCAUUUUCUAUUUGACUACUUUCAGUAGGUAAGUCAAGGGAGCAGUAAUUUCAGGUUUUAUAGAGACCAAUGCAAUCUAUAUCACAUCUGGUGAGAAAUGUAUUAAUACAUAUAAUUACAAAAUUGUUUUAAAAGAACUAUUGAAAAAGCUAAUUUUUCCAUUUUACAAUAUUACAGAUUAAUUAAAAACCUCAUGUCUGAAAUAUGAGGAGCUCAUUGCUAUACCUCUGCACCUGUAUGGCACUUUCUAUUCUUCUAUCUUAAGCAUGCUGAAGCCUAAUUUUGCAAAGUUAGAUAUGUUGCCUACACCAAGGUUUUUUUGCAGCUGUAGAAAUCACACUUAGGUCUGUAGGGAUUAAAAAAAAAAAAAAAAUCAGUUCUGGCUGCUACCACUGGUAUAAUGUCUCUCAGGUAUGUGGUACCAGUCAUAUUUCUUUGGUUGUAAUGUGACUAUUUAAUACAUGUGAAAAAUGUAUCUUGCCACGAUAUUGUGAAUUAGCAAAUAGUGUUGGCUUGUGUACAGUAAAGAUAUGCUGUCUUGCAUUUACUUAUAUUUCUGUAGGUAAGAUGAAAAUGCAGUGUUGGUGUUCUAGCCCCAGUAAGAUCUCAGACGCUGUUAUGUAAGGUGACAGUAAUGUAGAUGGAAACUAUUUUAAUGAACAGAUUUUUAAAAUUUGCCCUUAAUAGGGAAUCUCUAUUACUUUGACAACAGAAACUACCUUCUCAGGAAUAUUUAAGAAAAAAUGGAAUUAACCAUUUUUUAAAAUACCUUUGCAUUUGUGAUGUGCUUCUGGCCUUGUUUAUGUAGUAACUGGAAGUCACACUAUAACAUAAGGUAAGCAGAAUAUGUUUAUCAGUCAAAGGCAAACUUUCAAAACAUAUUGGGGAAGACAGAGAGGGGGAUGAGUACUACAUUUCAGGUACAAAGUCCUUCUUUUAAUAAAAGAUUCAACUUCUUUUAAUGCCUACUGUGCCAGCUUUGUUGAAAUCAUACACAUCUAUAUUGCACCUCGAUCCCUGUCAUUCCUGAAUGCUUUAGGAGCAACGCAGUUAGACACUGAGAACUAAUAAUUUUCUCAGUUACUUCAUUGUGCGUAAUUCUGUGAUUUCUGUUCUGCAGCAGACAUGCAUAAUCCCUCUCGGAAAGAAUAAGCCUAAAUGUUUCUAGUUCCCUAGCUCUGCACAGAGCAGAAGGUGAGAUACCACAAGUGAAGGGAAUAGCUGGUGUGCUAGAAAUCGAAGUCAUGCUGUUCUGGUUGUAGCUGAGCCAGAUGACAACUGGCACUCUAAGGGAGGAUUAUUCUGGUUUAGUUGCCACCAAAACAGUACAGUCACUCAAGCUUGUGGGCACUUUGAGAGGUUCCUAUUUUUCAUCUUUACAAGGAUGUUCAGAGGUAACUGGCAUAUCUUUUAAUCUGCAUGGCUACAAGUGAGGAGAAUCUAAAGCUGGUCUCUUCAACCCUGCAAGAGGAUGCAUGUGAGAAAUGCCACAUAUUGUGAAAUGGGGCCUGUACAAAAGUUAGAGGGAAUGCUUGCAGCUCUUGCUUUUGCUAAACUAAAGCUGAAUGUUACAGCAAGGGAUUUUAAAAAAAACCCUGAAGCUGAACAUUCUAGCUUUGAUGCUAAGUUUUAAAUGAACUGAUUUUAGUAAUGUCUGAGAACAAGAGAUAUUUCUUAAGAAAAGCUAACACAGUGUGUUUUCUAGAAGUCUGUUGAAGUACUUCAUACAGCAUUAUUGAAAUAAAGCAUCUUUCACGCUCUCAGCUAGCUACUGAUAGAAUUCUGAUCAUUAUAACAACUUACCAUGUAACGGUAUUUGUGUCUGUCUCCUCACCUGCCACCCAAAUGAUUGUGGUGAAAACACAAAUGUAGUAAUAUUUUGAUUUACAGUGUUUAAGGCUACUUACAAGUUUGAUCUUUGAUUACUUUUGAUUUAAAUAGAAGUUCAGAAGAUAAUUUUAGUGCUUAAUAUUUUCGUUACUGUAGUGAAGUCAUUGCUAGCACACUGGUUAAGUUGAACUGAAUCACUGUAAAAAAUUAGUAUACUAGCUAGCUCAGCUAUCAAAAUGCUGAGAUUAAUAGUUUUGUAUGCAAAUGAGCUCAGUCUUGCACUGUAAAUUAACUUUGGUUGGGGUUAAUUUAAUUUUUUUUAAAGAAUCACUACAUUUAUUCAUUAAAACUAUUUUAAAAAUUAAA